CAAGAGGGCAACUAGUGAUCUACUAUAUACAAUGAUGAAAACCCUUGCACUCCUCGGCCUUGCAUUGGCCUUCUGUUUCUUAUCUGGUUCUCAUGCGGCUCGAAUCACUUUCACAAACAACUGUCCAAGAACUAUUUGGCCAGGAACUCUAACAUCGGAUCAGAAGCCUCAGCUAUCAACUACUGGUUUUGAGUUGGCAUCCAAAGCAUCAAGAUCAAUUGAUGUCCAAGCUCCAUGGAAAGGCCGAUUCUGGGCCCGAACACAAUGCUCCACGAACGCCUCUGGAAAGUUCACAUGUGAAACUGCUGACUGUGGCUCCGGCCAGGUUACAUGCAAUGGCAAUGGUGCAGUCCCGCCAGCGUCUUUGGUAGAAAUUAACAUAGCAGCGAACGGUGGACAAGAUUUCUAUGAUGUUAGCCUUGUAGACGGCUUCAACCUCCCUGUUUCGGUUGCCACACAAGGAGGAACCGGUGACUGUAAGCCCUCAAGUUGCUCGGCAAACGUGAACGCGGUUUGCCCAGCUGAGCUACAAGUGAAAGGGUCUGAUGGGAGCGUGCUUGCUUGCAAGAGCGCAUGCACUGCGUUCAAUAAACCAGAAUAUUGUUGCACCGGCGCUUUCAAUAAACCAGAGACAUGUCCACCCACAAACUACUCUAAGAUCUUCGAGGACCAAUGCCCUCAAGCUUAUAGCUAUGCUUAUGAUGACCAAAACAGCACAUUUACCUGCUUCAAUGCACCCAACUACGUCAUCACUUUUUGCCCUUAAAUUUUCAGAAAGGAAUUAUGCAUUCCUUCUCUCUAUAGUAUAAUAAUUAAGAAAACAAUAAGUGUCUUGGAGUAAGGCACACGCAUGACUGCUGUGUCUGUGUCAAUGUAAUAAACGCUUGAAUGAUAGAUAGCAAGCGAUUAAUACGAACUUUUUCUUAUACCUACUUAUUUGGAUACUUAUGCUUAUGACA
Molecule: messenger RNA, 959 nt
Organism: Corylus avellana
Lineage: Eukaryota; Viridiplantae; Streptophyta; Magnoliopsida; Fagales; Betulaceae
Source: RefSeq, a predicted model, not a curated record